Molecule: messenger RNA, 6948 nt
Organism: Penicillium bovifimosum
Lineage: Eukaryota; Fungi; Ascomycota; Eurotiomycetes; Eurotiales; Aspergillaceae
Product: putative THO complex component (Rlr1)
Exons: 4
Coding region: 1-6948 (2315 amino acids)
Biological process (GO): mRNA export from nucleus; mRNA processing
Cellular component (GO): THO complex part of transcription export complex
Molecular function (GO): mRNA binding
Source: RefSeq, a predicted model, not a curated record
AUGGCGCCUGGGUACGGGCACGGUGGUAAGCGAAAGCGCAACGAGCGCUCCGGCGAUGCAGGGAACAAUGACAAUAACCGACCUUCGCCUCAUCGCCCUGGUGCCCUCAACAUGGCACAUCACUCUACGAACCAGGGUCACCAAUCCCCUUCUCCCAGAGAGCAGAACGACUCGCGUGACAAAUCUCGCCGACAAUCGCAUCGCAACCGGGCUGGUUCCCGACGCGGAUCCCAUGAUGGCCAGAAUCUUUCGAGCUCGCAGCAUAAAGAACCGAAUGCCAUGUCUCCGCCUCCGAUCAGUCAGCCCAAAGAAAAUGCCGAACCGAUUUCGUACAAUGGGGACUCGGCUCCAGCACGCCCUACUCCUUCUCCCGCGCCGAAUACUCCCGCCUCACAAGCGCAUAACCCGCAGUCUCGAGCUGGCUCGGAGACCAUUAGCCGUCCCCCCAUUCCGUCCCUUCCCUAUGAUUACGAGUUCGUGACCGACCAUGUCGUUGAGAAAUGGGUCUCUACCGGCAAGCAAAAGGUGAUCGAGGAAGGAACUGCGGCUCGUCUGCAACAAGAUCUGGUCCGACUUUCUUGUGUUUACCAGGAGCUGAUUCGGUCUGCGAUCUACGGCCGAUUGUCGCCAUCGAAUGCGGGCAACACCGUCAAAGAGAUUAUUGAAGAAACUGGAUCCCAAGACUCUAUGGAGGUGGACAGCGCCCAUUCUACCCAACGAUUCGAUCCGCGCUCCUUGUUCCUUGAUACGCUCUCAAUCAUGACGGAUUCCGAUACCUCGAACCCAGCUUUGAAACCUCUUGUAUUCGCGACAGGCAUUGACGCGUCUUUGAUGCGGCUUCAGCUCGAAACCCCGUUAUUGCAAACUCUAGGAUUGGUCCGAGACACCUUUGCGCGUAUGGGAAUUCGCAAGCAGACCGACUUGCUUUAUCGUCAGUCGAAUUACAAUCUUCUCCGAGAAGAAUCCGAAGGAUACUCCAAGCUUCUCACCGAGCUGUUCACCACCAGCAAUAAUGAGCCGCCGUCCAGUGAAGUGGUCCGAGACACCUUUGAAAGGGUCAAGGCGAUGAUAGGCGCAUUCGAUAUGGACGUUGGUCGUGUGCUGGACGUUACGCUGGACGUGUUCGCUGCGGUCCUUGUCAAGCAGUACCGCUUUUUCGUGAAGCUUCUGCGGGUCAGUUCCUGGUGGCCGGAGGAGCUCCCCUUCCACGACCUCGAGGAAAACCAUCGCCGUUCCGGACUUCCGAAUUGGGCACUCCCUGGAUCAACUGGGUGGGUUACGACGGAGGAGGAGCGGGCGUCUAUCAUGCGUGCGAACGAGGACCGCGACAGCCAGUUCUGGGAUCGAGUGCGGAAAGUCGGGCUUCGUGCCUUCUUCGAGAUCGGUCGCAAGCCAAUUACGGAGGAGGAAAAGCAGCGGCGUCUAUCGGAAACCAACUCGUCCUUUGAAGAAGAUGCCACUCGGGCAUGGCUCGAAGAGACCGGCACUCUACCCCCGCAGGGCAACCGGGUUGCAGCCCAGCUACUUGGAUUCAAGUUGCGAUUCUACUCUUCCUCGGCUCGAACCAAGGCCGAUGUUCUUCCUGAUAACCUCAUCUACCUUGCUGCCCUGCUCAUCAAGGUUGGCUUCAUUUCCCUACGUGAUCUCUAUGCCCACCUUUGGCGAUCAGAUGACACCAUGGAGACUUUGAAGAACGAGAAAAUGGCCGAGAAAGCCGAGAGAAUCAAGGCUGCUCGACCAGGCGGUGGAAUGAACGCUUUGAUGAUGGCUGGCGCUUUGUCAGAUGACACACAACCCCCUCCCGUCUGCGCGACGAGCCGCGGAUUACCCGAGAACGAGUUGCCUGAUCCGUCAGACCAGAAAGUCUUGCUGCUGAAGAGUCUCCUCGCCAUUGGUGCAAUCCCCGAAUCUCUUUUCAUCAUUAGCAAGUUCCCCUGGCUGAUGGAUCUCUACCCUGAACUGCCGGAAUUCGUUCACCGUAUCCUUCAUCACUCUUUGAACAAGGUUUACGUUCAAUUCCGACCAUUGGCCUCAACCGGCGACUUCCCUGGAGCUAAGUACGCGGUGACCUCUGACCAAAGCGGCAACGCCAAGGGCCAGAUCGGCCUCACGGCUCCGCCUGCGAGGCGAACACUGCGAUGGGCUCAAUUGGAUAAAGAAGAUACCAAUGACGGGACUGACUAUCGGUUCUACUGGGACGAUUGGGCUGACAACAUUCCCGUAUGCCGGUCUAUCGAUGAUGUAUUCGCUCUCUGCUCGUCCUUCCUGAAUGUCUCCGGUCACAGGAUUGGACAGGAUGCAACUCUUCUGGCGAAACUUGUACGCAUUGGGAAAGGAAGCUUGAUUCAGGACGGGUCUGAAGAGAACUUCGCACGUUGGCGCGACCUUUGCAAGCGCCUUCUCCUGCCGGCUGUCAGUCUUACGAAAGCGAAUCCCGGCGUUGUCAAUGAAGUUUUCGAUCUCAUCAGUUUCUUCUCUCGAGAGGUGCGAUACAACAUGUACGCAGAGUGGUACUCGGGACAGACGUCCCGGCUGCCCGACAUCAAGGAGGCCUUCGAUCAGGCAAGAGCGGAGACCAAGGACACCCUCAAGCGACUUAGCAAGACCAACAUCCGUCCCAUGGCCCGCGCAUUGGCGAAGAUCGCUUACGCCAACCCUGGCAUUGUCAUCAAUGUCGCCAUCGGCCAGAUUGAGUCUUAUGAGAACCUCAUCGAAGUUGUGGUUGAGUGCGCACGCUACUUCACUUAUCUUGGAUACGACAUUCUUUCUUGGGCUCUCAUCAACUCGCUUGGCCAGAAAGGACGCAGUCACGUCCAGGAAGGUGGUCUCUUGACUAGUCGUUGGUUGAAUGCGCUAUCCACCUUCGCAGGUCGAAUCUACAAGCGCUACUCAUUCAUGGACCCUACUCCAGUUUUGCAGUAUGUCGUUGAGCAAUUGCGACACAACAACUCAACUGAUCUUAUUGUACUGGAGCAGUUGAUUAGCUCAAUGGCUGGUAUCAUAUCAGACAAUGACUUUAACGACGCUCAGAUUCAGGCUAUGGCUGGUGGUGAUGUCCUUCAGUCUCAGACUAUCUUGCAGCUCUUGGAUAAGCGCCACGAAUCCAAGGUCACCUCCAAGAGGUUGCUCAAGUCAUUAACCAACACUCGACUCGCCGGCCAGUUGCUGGUUGCCAUUGCUCAAGAACGAUUGACUUGUGUGUACAAAGAAAGUUCAUCUGAGCUCAAGUUGCUUGGCAAUAUCUUUGAUGAGAUUCACCGCAUUCUCACCCAAUACCUGGAUUUGCUUCGCAGCAAUCUCUCGGUGGAUGAUUUCGAUUCUUUCGUCCCCGAUUUCUUGACCCUCAUCAAGGCGUUUGGCAUCCAGCCUGAAAUCGCUUUCUGGAUUCGACGCCCUAGUAUUGCUAGGAAAAUUCUUGACGUCGAGGAAUCUAAGCAAGAGAAGGGAAAGCCUGCUAUCGCGGGCACAUCCGAUGCACCGAAGCCGAACGACGGCACUGCAAUGGAUACUUCCGAGGACGGAGUGUUGACUGCAAAGUCUGUAAAGACCCCGACAGACAAUGCUAUGGAUGUCGAUGACGACUCAGGAGUUGCGGUGACAGUCGACGGACCCGAUGCUCUUGUGGUCAAUGCCGAGCCAUUGGCAGCAAACCCAGUCAUGCAAGAUCUGAUUGACGAUGUCAAAUCUGCUCUUCCCGUGGAGACAUGGGAAACUAUCGGCGCACACUUCUACGCAACAUUCUGGCAGCUUUCCCUGUAUGAUAUCCAUAUCCCGCAGAAAUCCUACGAGGAUGAAAUCGACCGGCUCAAACGGCGAGUCGUUUCCAUCAACAAUGAUCGAAGCGAUCUCAGCGUGGCGGGCACCACGCGAAAGGAGCAUUCGAAGAGGCAGCUUACUCAGCUGCAAGAGCGCAUCCUGGAGGAGAACAAGAAUCACCUGAAGGCAUAUGGACAGACACGCUCUCGGUUGCAGAAGGAGAAAGAUAAGUGGUUUGCUGGCAUGCGCCUCAAGCAUGACUCGCUCAAUAUUGCCCUGCUGGAGCAAUGCUUUAUUCCUCGACUUUCCUUGUCCCCACUUGAUGCAUUUUUCGCCUUCAAGAUGUUGAAGUUCCUCCACAGUUCUGGAACUCCCAACUUCCGGACGGUCGGUCUCCUCGACCAGCUCUUCCGCGAGCAAAGACUCGCCACCCUGAUCUUCUUGUGCACUUCCAAAGAAGCAGACAAUCUUGGUCGUUUCCUGAAUGAGAUCCUGCGUGAUCUUAGCAGAUGGCAUGCUGACAAGGCAGUCUACGAGAAAGAGGCCUUCGGUGCCAAAAGAGACCUUCCUGGUUUCGCGAAGAACGUCGAUAAGGAUGGUGUUCCAGUCACGUUCUUAGAAUUCGAAGACUUCCGCCGUUUGUUAUACAAAUGGCACCGCUUGCUCUCUAACGCGCUGAAGACCUGUCUCGACAGCAAGGAAUACAUGCAUAUUCGAAAUGCAAUCAGUGUGCUCAAAGCCGUCGUGCAGCAUUUCCCUGCUGUUAACUGGAUUGGUCGCGAUAUCCGGAACUGUGUUGAUAACCUGAGCAAGAAUGACGAACGAGACGACGUCAAGAUUCCCGCUGCCUCCCUGAUCGGUGACCUGAAUCGGAGGGAGAAGAAAUGGAUGCUGCCACAGGCUUUCUACUUCGUGGCAACCCCGGCUGGCGCUCAACCGUCUGGCGAUGCUGCUUCAAAGCCCGGGACCCCUCAGACUGCUGCAGCGCUGAAUGCCGCGGCCCCAGUAUUCAACCCGUCAAAAGCCGAUAGUACUGCUAAGCAGGAAAUUUCUGGCAAGACUGAUGUUGAAGAUGGAGAAAUUGAGGAUGCGAAGAUGACCGAUGCUGGCACAGACAAGAGGGGCGAUUCCAAGCAAAUUAGCACACCCUCUCAGACUGGAUCUACAACUCCAUCCGUCGUUGCCGGGGAUAUCCACCAAGACGCUUCAUUUGGCGAAUCAGCGCCUGUGCGAUCUCGACCAAAUUCCCGUGCUCCCACUUCGUCUCGUCAGCCUGAUAUCCCCAAGCGACCUGAUAUUCGUCAACAAGUCCAUCCGCCCGUUCGCCCACCGCCCCGACACGGUGAUGGGAGACUGCCCCCUCGUCCCGAGGGAUUGGAUGACCGACGAGACAGGCAUCCCGACUUCGGUCCCCGAGGUCGUCAUGGUGGCCCUGACCAUGUCCGCUCUUUCGAUGCUCCUGCCAACGACGUUCGAGGACGUCUCAAUGAGCAUCUUAACGAACGUGAACAACGCGAGCGCGAGUUCGCUCGAGGACCCCCAACUGAUGAUCUCAUGCGCGGACCACCUCAUGAUGCUCGUUCUGGUCGCGAAAACGGCUGGCCCAUGGAUCGAUCCAGCCGUAUGCGUGGGCCUGGGCCCAAUGAUUCUUUCCAUGGGCGCGAUGCCCCUGCACGAGGUGAAUUGAUGCCUGACCACGUGGACCGCGGAAUCGAUAUGCCUCGGCGUGGGAAUCCCUCUAGAUCAGACAAAGAUGAUCGAAGACCUUAUCCCCCACGCCCUUUGUCGCCACCUAGGCCCGCUGACUUGCCCACGCGACCGGAGCGUUUCCCUCCCCCCGACGAUCGCAGACCUACCGGACCUCCAUCUUCCCGCAUUGAUGAUCUUCCCCGGGGCCCUCGCAUUGAUCGGCAGGGCGAUCCGAGGGAUACUGCACAGGGUCCUGAUAUGGCUCAUGGUCGGCUUCGCCAGCCGGAACCAGCAGCUGAGAUCCCUGCUGGUCCUCGCGGAAGACGCGGAGCACGUAAUGCUCCUGGACAGGCUCCCCCAAUGCUUAGCUCAAGCAAUGCUACAUUGCCCGCCACGGAACGUCAGACACCGACAGGCCCGGGUCGAGUAGGCUCCCGUAUCGCACCCGAGCCACCCGCUGCACCAACACAACCGUCGACCGCAGCUGCUGCCCCGGGUAUUCAUCCAGACCGUCUCAGAAAUCUUGUCAACGAGCCGGCGCCCCCAGCUAUUCCCCCUCAGGUCCUCGCGGAGCAGGUCAACAACAACCGCCCCGAGGACCGUCUGCGCAGUCUGGUCAAUCUGGAUCGCCCGGACAGGGCUUCGGUGGAGAGCGUGGACGUGGUGAUAAACGCUUUGCUGGCCUUAACAACAUGCUUCAACAAUCUGGCGGCGCUGGCGGUGACCGCGGAGGAAACCCCCGCCUGUGCGUGGAAGAGGGGCCAAUCGGCCAUCGAGCACGAUGGAGGCACCAUCGCCUCAGCCGUCGAACCGCCCACCCUUGGGCCCUGCAGGACCUCCAGACGAUCAACCCCGCCACCGACCCAAUGUGCGCGCUCCGGACGUGCUGGUGAUCGCAACCGUGAAUUGGACCUCACUCGUGAGAAGGAGCCUGAACGUCACGACGGCAGCAACAAUGGCCGCAGCCGACGUGAUGGUCGCAGAAACGACCGUGAACGCAGUCGCCGCAGUGAUGUGGGCGGAAGCCGCGAUGACAAGGGCACCGGGGAACCCCGUGAGACCUUGCGCCGUGUCCAGAGCUCGCGUGAAGAGCUGAGGCGCCGAGACCGACGUGAUCGACCCGAUGGGCCGCCCGAGAUGGGACCACCCCCGAGCGGACCUGACGGCCAUGAAGCAGAAGGCCGUCUGCGACCACCGUCUUCCAUGGGAGCACCUCCCCCACCGCCCCCUCCUCCCCCUCCACCCCUUCCUAUGUCGGAGGGUAACGAGCGUCGUUUCAAUUCUGGCGGUGACCGGGGUAAUCGGUCCGACAAUCGGGACCGCGAGCGCGAGCGCCGCGGUGAUCGACGUGAUCGGGACCAUUAUCGUGACGGCGGCGGCGGUUCUGGGGGCUCUGGCCACCGUAAGCGCGGCCGACAAGGUCAGGAUGACAAUGUUGGCGACGGUGGUGCCCGCGGCAUGCGCAUGGGCAACGACAACAAGCGUCCUCGUCGAGGACAGUGA